Molecule: messenger RNA, 2641 nt
Organism: Tigriopus californicus
Lineage: Eukaryota; Metazoa; Arthropoda; Copepoda; Harpacticoida; Harpacticidae
Exons: 3
Coding region: 43-2373 (776 amino acids)
Biological process (GO): sodium ion transmembrane transport
Cellular component (GO): membrane
Molecular function (GO): ligand-gated sodium channel activity
Source: RefSeq, a predicted model, not a curated record
CGGAGAUCGAGUGGGUUCCAUACUUGGUGGUUCAGUCCCACCAUGAGCAUCAAGGAGUUUGUGGACAUAUCCACCAUCCAUGGGUUGCGUUACGUUGGACCUCAAUCCCAUCCAUUGGGGAGAUUGUUUUGGAUUUUUUGCUUGGUUUUCAGUCUCUCGUGUGCCAUUUGGAUCAGUUAUCUGAACGUUGAUGGAUGGAGAACCAAUCCAGCAGUGGUCACGUCCGUUGAUGUGGUAAAAGUCGAGAACAAUGUUUUACUACCCACUAUCACAAUUUGUCCAGUCAGUAGUCGAGCAAGAAAAGUGGUCAUGGAUGUUUUCAAUAACCCAGAGUUCUUGAGUCAAAAUACCACCAUUCAAUUUCGACGAUCAUUCGACUUGUUGGCGUGUGGCUCUUCUAUUAUGAGUUAUAUUCAAUCGCCAUAUACUAUCCAGAGAAACUUGGAAAGCCUCAAAGCUCAGCUCAAAAAUCAGACCUCCGCCCUAUGUAGUCCUCCAUCCAACUCAAUGAAGGAGACGUGUGAACUUGUAGCUAUUCUCAUUAAAAUCCAAGGGUUUGUUCGGCUCAAGAAAAAUGUGAAAGGCGUAGCUAUUCAUCAUAGUGUUCAAGAAACACUUUCGCAAAUUCGUGGCCAAGCUGAAUACGACAAUUCGUCAGUGGAUUUAAAUUUAGUCCAAAAAGUAUUGAAAGACGUCAAGAUGGAAAAAACCGUUUUGGAAGCAAAUUUUGACGACGAGGAUUGGACAAAUGUCAUCAGGGGAUAUUUAAUUCUAACCUCGAAAUUGGCCCAUGAGUUCUCAACCACCAUGAGGUUUGAACUUAUUCCAUGGGACAAAAUUCCUAAUCAAGGCGAUUGUGCCCAUUUGAAGGCCAUCGACAAUUAUGGAACUUACUUACUUAUCUCAGCAGGAAAAGACUCUUCACUGAGCAAUCAAAUUAAAGACAUGAGUAUGAAAGCCAUCAAUUCAUACCUUGGUUUGGAUGGGACCGUGCCUUUGGAGCAAAUUGCGUCUACUUUUCUCGAGUUUCAACCUCAAACAGAGUUUAUGCACCCAUGCUUAAGGUUGCAACAAGGAUUCAAGUCAUGUCAAAAUUCAUCCCGCCUUGAUCAAUCUUGUCGGCACUAUUGUCAACUUGUUGGAAACGCCACCAAAAGUAUUCCCCGACUGACUCAAAUCUUGCGCUUUUUUUAUCCUGGGGAAAACGCUCCAACCCGAGAAAAGGUUUUCAAAUCCUUUCCUUUGUGUAAAAGACCAGGUUUUCCACUAACGACGAAUUGCUUGGAUGAGAUUCUGACCGAAAACGGACUUUGUUUCGCCUUGAACACGCCAAAAUGGAGCAAUGAGAGCAAUUUGUUCCACGAAAUCCGCGCUGUGCAAACCAAUGACUUGGGCCAAGGUCAAAAACUUGCAUAUGACUUUGGCGACAGCUUUGGUAUGCAUAAGGUAUUUGAUUUGGAAGUACCAAGAACUGCCAAUGACGAUUUGAACUCAUUCGUAAUGUCCAUUGGAUCCAUGGCUGACUCGAGCUCGUUGUCAAACGCUUUCCAAAUACUGAUGGAACCCGGAUGGAGCACCUAUCUAGGCUUCGUGGCCUCAUCUUCGGUGGAAAACACGGACGCUUUCAUGGCCAUGGAUCCGGCGAGUCGAGAAUGCUACGGUCAUUACGAGAAGAACUUGAAAUGGUUUGACUUCUAUUCGAAAUCUAAUUGCCUGUUGGAAUGUGCAUGGUCCAAUGCCCAGGAACACUGCGGAUGUGUGCCUUGGUAUUUGAAGGAGAAGAUCCCUAAAGCCACAAUUUGUGAGUUUAUGGGCCAUGCUUGCUUUCAGAAGAUUGUGCGAGAACGCUCAACCAAUCCAAAGACAAGAUACCGUCCGACCGAAUGGAGCAACUUUCCACAAUGGAAGCAAAAAUGCGAAAUUGAGUGUUUGAACGAUUGUGAGGCGGUCCAUUACGAACUUAAAACAUUAUCUGCCAGACCAUUGAGGACCAACACCAAAAAGUGUCCCACAUCGGGUUCCAAAGGAGAGAAUUGGUUGGUUUGCGAUUAUCGGAACUUUUCAGAUGCAGCUGUUUCUGAGCAAGACCGAACAUUUGCUUAUAAGCUAGGGUAUGGAAAGUACAUCAACUCAUGGGGAACCUUACGUUCCGAAUUGAGCUUCAUCGAAGUUCACAUGAUCGUUCAAACCUUGACUCGAAUCACCAAGACAGCAACAGUCACGCCGAUAGAUAUGAUUUCAAAUAUUGGAGGAACCAUUGGCUUGUUUUCGGGAUGUUCCAUCUUAAGUAUGAUCGAAAUAUUGUACUGGUUGGUCCAAGCUGGAGUAACCUAUAUCAGAAAAAAUGGAACAAUGCUCGCAGCGACUAAGUAAUCAGAGACAUCGAAAACGCAAGGAUGCGCUCUUAUUUCACGCAACCUCUCAACUCCCGUUGCUUAUUUACGUUUGAACCUCACAUUUUCAUCUGAAUGUUUGCGGAUUAUAUUGAGCAAACUGGUCUUAAGAUUUCAAUUGUUGUUCUAAUUAAAUGCAUGGAAAGUCACAGCAAUUGAAAUCUUGGUAAAUUGCCUUAGAAACAAUAUGCUUAAUAUACGUCAAUUACAAAAUACAAUUAUGUUUUCGCGCAGUUGGCGCACAUACA